Molecule: messenger RNA, 786 nt
Organism: Malassezia sympodialis ATCC 42132
Lineage: Eukaryota; Fungi; Basidiomycota; Malasseziomycetes; Malasseziales; Malasseziaceae
Gene: LUC7
Product: Luc7p
Biological process (GO): mRNA splice site recognition
Cellular component (GO): U1 snRNP
Molecular function (GO): mRNA binding
Source: RefSeq, a predicted model, not a curated record
AUGGGCAGGAAAGCCGAGGUACAGCGCAUAGCGCUGGAACGCUUGAUGGGCCCCGAGAUGAUGGGGACGGCAGAAAAAGACGUGCAUUUUACGGAUCCCAAAGUGUGUCGCAACUUUUUGUGUGGCACAUGCCCACACGACUUGUUCAGCAAUACGAAAAUGGAUCUGGGUCCCUGCCCCAAAUCACAUCUUCCACGUUAUAAGGAGCUUUAUGAUGCGGCCGUGGAGCGCGGCGAAACUUUCCCCCAAAUCGUAUCCGACUUUCAGCGCAACAUACAUAUAUUCGUGACGGACAUGGAUCGGAAAAUCAGUGCCAAUAGGCGCCGCUUAGAACAAACUCCCGAGGAAAUGGAGAGGUUUAAUGCUAUGAUGCGUGAUAUCAACGAGAUUGAAGAGGCUAUUACGGCCGCUACGAGUGAGAUGGAGUCUCUUGGUGAGCAGGGCCGCGUCGAGGAAUCGCUCAAGGAGCUCGAGAAAGUCGAUGCGCUCAAGUCGGAGCGUUCCGAAAAAGAGAAGGAGCUCCAGACGCUGCAGGAGAACAGUGGUGCAAGUGGCCACCAAAAGCUGCGCGUAUGCGACGUGUGUGGAGCGUACCUAAGUAUUCUGGACUCGGACCGCCGCUUGGCUGACCACUUUAGUGGCAAGAUGCAUAUGGGAUACCAGCGUCUACGGGAUCUCCUCAAGGAAAUACAGAGCGAGAAAAAGACGCAUCAGGACGCACCGAGGCCCCUGGAUCCAGCGCGCGACCGACGACGGAGCCGAUCGCCUGUAGGCGCCCGAUCGUAA